Leptinotarsa decemlineata (Colorado potato beetle) is the source of this 731-nucleotide messenger RNA. RefSeq names its product Ribosomal protein L13A (gene RpL13A). Gene Ontology annotation, molecular function: mRNA binding; structural constituent of ribosome. Gene Ontology annotation, biological process: translation; negative regulation of translation. The record is from RefSeq and is a predicted model, not a curated record. Lineage: Eukaryota; Metazoa; Arthropoda; Insecta; Coleoptera; Chrysomelidae. Gene Ontology annotation, cellular component: cytosolic large ribosomal subunit; ribosome.
CAUGGGUCUAUUAAAAUUGGCAACACUGAAAAACACUCCUUCCGGCCAUUACUAGAACUGCUAACACUCUUUUCCGUUUUAAGGUGAAACAUGACUGGGUUCAGUGAAAAGGCCAUUCUCAUCGAUGGCAGGGGCCAUUUGUUGGGCCGCCUUGCUGCUAUCGUUGCAAAAACACUUCUGCAGGGCAACAAAGUGACUGUAGUUAGGUGCGAACAAAUGAACAUAUCAGGAAAUUUCUACAGAAAUAAACUCAAAUUCCUAUCAUUUCUUCGCAAGCGUUGCAAUGUCAAUCCAGCCCGUGGUCCAUUCCACUUCAGAGCACCAUCCAGAGUUUUCUGGAAAACUGUGAGAGGAAUGUUACCCCACAAAACUGAGAGAGGAAAACAGGCUCUUCGUAAAUUGAAAGCAUACGAAGGAAUUCCACCACCUUAUGAUCGUAGGAAACGUGUUGUAGUUCCUGGUGCUCUGAGAAUUAUUUGUCUUAAACCAGGACGUAAGUUCUGUCACGUAGGAAGAUUGUCCCAUGAAGUUGGAUGGAAGUACCAAUCUGUUGUACGCACUUUGGAAACUAAACGUAAAGUUAAGGCAGUGUUGUCCAUUCGUAAACGUGACAAGCUGAAGAAAAUCACUAAAGCUGCUUCUGAAAAAGUCGCGAAGCAGACAAAACCUUUCACAGAUGUUAUUAAUUCUUACGGUUAUAACUAAGAUUGAAAGUAAAUUUAUUUGACGUA